AUGGGUAUUUCAUUAGCGUUUCGGUUCCGCGAAACAGUAAACGCCGUAGUCUCGCAGCGACAGUCGGCGAGAACCGCGAUGAGGGGAUCGAAAACGGUCGCGAUAUUGUCAUUCGUGGCCGUCGCCUUGCGAACGGCCCGGGCUUUCCGCGGCGAAGACGACCACGACGCGAAAUGGGUCCGAAUGUGCACGAUGACCGACAAGCAAAACCAUCGCGACGGCGCGCAGUUCAACGCGACAAUGCCGUGCGGCGUGCACGUCCGCCCGGACCCGGAACCCGGCAGCGGCGGCGGCGCCCUUUCGCUACACGAAACCGCACCGGUCGACGACUCCGGAAAACGCGGAAUAUCGACGGCCGCGGACGCGGUUAACGGAAACCGUCGCCAGAGUUCGGAAGACGACGAAGACACUGGCAUGGUCCGUCUCGAGACGUUGCAGGUCGACGUCGCGGGCCGUAUGACCGAAAGCGUUUCGCACCGAGGCGACGGUGACGGCGGCGACGACGCUGAAGACGACGCCGACGGCGACGUUACCGGCCCGGAAAUUGAAAGCGUUCCGGGCGGCGACGGGACCGCGGCAACCGAUGAAGACGACGCGACCGUGAUGGUAACCGACGAAGACGACGGCGGUGACCAAAACGACGUGGCCGUGGAAACCGACGAGGACGACGGCGGUGACCAAAACGACGUGGCCGUGGAAACCGACGAGGACGACGGCGGCGAUCGAAAAGACGUGGCCGUGGAAACCGACGAGGACGACAGCGACCGGCAAGACGUCGCCGUGCAGACAACCGACAAAGACGACGGGACCGUGGUAACUGAAGACCACAGACAAGAAUACGAAGACGGCGGCGGCAGCGACGACGUUACCGUGAUAAUGGAAGGCGACGGCGGCGGUGAGCACGAAGGACUCGAAUACCUGCGGAAACAGGGUAAAGUUGCCAGAGUGUUGCUCACGUACCUGAUGAGCGCCCGAAACAAGCUGUACAGCAAGAUACGUACGAAUAUUAUUAUCAGUAUCUAAGAUGAAUGAAAUUUCGAACUGCACUAUUUUAUAAAUGCACGUCCUUUCAAAAUACGAUCAGUUAUAAACAAAAAAAUAAAGUCAUCACCUGUUUGUGUGUAUACACGUGGGUGUUCGUCUGCGCAUUUAAAAUAAUAAUAAUAACCAGAAAAACAAUUUAUUUACUACCCCCAAAAUAAGUUGUCACGGGCAAUUGCUUCCCUGCCAAGAAAUCCCGCCUAGAAAUGAAAUACAAGGUACUGUUUAAAAAAACAUAGGUACUGGUUUUACACUCAAAAAUAAAAAAAACGUCCAACGAUUAUAGGGACGGGCGCAGCCACUGUUAUAGGUACUUUAAUGUAUAUCUGUUAGCAACGAUUAACCAUUGCUAACGAAAAAGCGAUUCUGAGUGGAGUUCAGUUGAAUGUGUAGUUGCUUUGGCAACAAUAUAUAUAUAUCUUAUAUUACGGAAAAAUAAUUACAUAGACAAUAUGUAUUUUCUUUAAAAAUAUUAAUUGUUAAAUAUUUUACCUAUUUUCCCGUUUUUCCUACGGUUUUCCACCGGAUUUCCCAUUUAUUGGAAAAACUAAUGAGAAAAAUCAAAAAUCACCUCUUUAAAGAGAAUCUCCUUGUGCCGAUUUCCUAUUAGAAAAGGUGCUACACGUAGAAAUCCGAGUAAGUCUUCUGGUAGAAAAAUUGCGCACAGAUUAAAAAAAAAAAAAAAGAAAUAAACAUCUUUGUUUAGCCAUAAUCAUCUUCGCUCCACUCGGAUUCUAAAACAUUUUUAUUUAUAAAAUAAAUAUAACUGGAUAAAAUAUAAACACACAUUUUUCGCAUAAAAUAAUAUUCAAAAAUGUAUUUUCCAAGUUUAAUUAUAUUUGUACAAGUAUAAAUCAUAUUUUUCUCUGGCUUAAACAAAACCAGCUCUUGAUACCAAUUUUAUUUUUUGGCAUUUGUAUGCAUUUUAGAAUAUCUUUUAUUUAUUUAACUAAUAAAAAACGGUUGUUCAUAUUUACAUGCAGGGAAUCUGUUAUUACUGUAGGACAGUGGUGACCAACUUUUGUGUGCAGAGGGUCAUAAAAGAAAAAAAUCCUUGACGGGUUAAGAAUUUAAACUUUUAUUUUUAAAUUAAUAGAAUAUUGUAAUUUAUUGUAGGUUUAUCUUAAUAUAGGUACGGUGAUAUAUUUAAUUGUCAAUCAUUUAUUGAUUGUUAUAAACGACAAAAAAAAAUGUAAAUUAUAAACAUAUCUUUUUUAUUAUGAGUGUUAAUUUUUGAAAUUUUGAAGGUAUUUUCUUUUUUCAAUUUUUAUUCAAUACUUUGGUGGGUCGAUUAAUAAUUAAAUAAUCGAGGGUCGGAUUUGGCCAGCUUGCCGUAGUCGGUCACCAUUGCUGUAAAGAAGAUCUUGUUGCAGAUUUUAAUACGUUGCAGUACGAAGGUAAUCUUUUAACAUCAACCGAAUGUGAUUUAACAGAUUGAAUGUGAGGUUAUAGAACUUUGAAAAAAAUGUAUUAUUAAGAGCUCUCGGGCUCCUCGUGACCACCGUCACGAAAACACCGUGUUGCCGUGAAUUUAUAGUACGUUGCUUAUCACAUAACUAGAACAAUCAAACUAUUAAACGCUUAUGGUUUUUUAUUUUAGAUUCUGAAUGAAGCGAAGAGGCUUAUAGUUUUAUAAUGAUGUUUUUUUUUCUGUGGACAAAUUUUCUACCAGCAAUUUCGCUCCAAUUUUCAAUGAUAGCAGUUUCGCUGAAAGGAAAUCUUACUGGAGUGGUUCUUUGAGGAGGUAAUUUUAUGAUUUUUCCAGGAGAUUUUUCUAUAAAUGGAAAAAACCGGAAUAACACGGGAAAACUGAGAGCACGGUAAAAUUGGUACAAUAUUAGACAAAUAUUAUUUAAGAAAACGUUUAAUGCAUAAUUUACCAAAAUAUGACAUGUAUAGUGUUGUUAAAGCAACAUUAUCAACGGAGUUUCACUCAGAAUGGUUUUUUUUUUAAGCAAUGGUUAAUCGUUGCUUACAGAUAUACAUUAAAUUCCCGUCUAUAUCCUACCUUCUCAACUUCCCACCUACAACAGUGACUGCACCCGUCCCCAUUAUCCUAGAACAGUUUUUUUUUACUUAUCAAUGGACGACACAUUAACAUAACUCUAAAAUAAUGAACACACUUUUUCAUUUCAUUUUGCAUUAACAGUGUCGUACUGAUAACUAUUCGAUUAUUAUGCCGGUUAAAUAUAGUAUGGUAUUCGCAUUUUUCAAUUCUUCCGUUUUUCAAAAAAUGUCCUCUUAAUAUUUGAAAAACCAAGAAAUUUCCAAAAAAUGAAUACCUACAAAGACAAUGGUACGAAAAUGUCGAUAUCGGAAAUCUUUCGCGGUAUUUUUGAUUGGAAUAAAUCUUCUGGUCAACAUCGUGUAUACGGUAUCCCGUUUUAUUUGUAAAAUUAUCAAAAAAGGCAUUACAUAUAUAAUAUUAUACCGAAAGAAAAAAAGGUGCUUAACUUAGUAUAAAUACCACGUAAAAUUCACAAAAUGCCAUCAAUGCACAUUAUCAAAGUGCUUCGUAUCAUAUAAAUAUUUGGUUAAACCAUUACCAAAAUGUAAUUUUAUAAUUCGUUUUUUACGUCUACUGAAAAAAUAAUUUUUGAAUUUUAAGAUACGAGGUAUUGUUUUACUGUACGACGACGAUGUGUUAAAUCAUUUUUUUUUCACUACUUGUUUAUAAGUACGCGAAUGGAAUUUUCGAAAUAGCAAGACUAUUUUCCGAAUAUUUUUUUUUUGUAAUCGAUUUUUUUUCUUUUUUAUCUUUAAUUCUUUACCGCCAAAACGAUUCCUUUCUAUAGUAUUAUAUUAUUUAUAUUUCAAUUUGUUUAUUGUUCCACCCUUUCUUUCAUCUUCAUUAUAACCUUCUUCAGAAACACCAAGGCACGCUUUAUCCAUCAUUUCCUUCUUGGCAUCACGUUUAAUAACCUACAAUAAUAUGAAAUUUACUUUGUAUUUAUUUUUCCAUCAUACAAUCACCAAAUCUCAUUCACAAAAGUAAUAUAUUAUUUUCGUUAUAUUUAUUAUGUCUCACAACACUUGUAUGUUAUUUUAUUUGAUUUUUUUUUUUUUUUCGUUUAGGUUAUAUAUUGAAUUUAUUACAAAACACAUUUUACAAAGCGAAACUUGAACGUCGGAGACGCCGUAGCUCGGUUGAACGGCAGAUGAUAUUGAAUGCGAACAAAAACCAAGGGAAUAAUAUCGAAAAACAAUCAAUUAGUCCAUUAAUGAUUACGGAUCCUUUGUUUGAGCGUUCGCUGAUGACCAUGUCAUUCUUAAUGUUUGGCGUAUUCGUCAUACAAGUGGUACAGGUAAACACGCGUCACGCAAUAAACAUUGAAUGUUCAUAUUUAAAACACCGUACAAGUUACAAAUAUGGUUUAUGUUUUUUUGUAUUUAUACAUAGAAACUAAUGCGGAUAAUACAAAGAUCCGAUGAGGUCUCAUCUAUGGACAGUUUUAUGUCGAGAAAUUUACCUAUGGCGUCGUCUAGUAUAUUCAACCACGGUUAG
Messenger RNA from Cinara cedri, 4546 nucleotides. Lineage: Eukaryota; Metazoa; Arthropoda; Insecta; Hemiptera; Aphididae. The record is from the annotation of a GenBank genome assembly.